GGUCUGCCUAUGGGGGAGAUGGUCGGCAAAGAGCACUCGCUUUGAGGGAAAUGACGUCAUGUUUUCCCGUUCUAUCCAUCUUCCAACAUGGCGGCCGGUUUUAGAAGUUAUGUGUGGGACCCUUGCUUAAUCGUUUCGCAAAUUGUCGCCGUUCAGUGUGUCUUUUAUUUAUUCUUAGCGUUUUGGGUUGUACUAGUUGAUGUCUGGGCGGGAUCUACGCGGUCUCUAGGCCAGUUUUUCCAUUACGAGGAACUCCAAUUUGUAUCGUUUAAAGGAAAGAUAACGAUGGCAGCCUUCUGUCUAAACACUUUGACUGGGGCUGGUGGAUUAUGGGUGAUUGUCAGAAGAGCAAAACAAUGUCUUGACUUUGCUGCCACUGCACACCUUAUUCAUCUGGUAUUCUGUAGUAUUUAUGCUGGUUUUCCAAAAUCAUGGACAUGGUGGCUACUAAAUCUAGCAUGCAUGGCCCUAAUGGCUGUGAUGGGUGAGUUUGUCUGCAUGAGAGCAGAACUCAAAGCUAUUCCCGUCUCAGUUUCUUCAGUGAAGUCCACAGUUUGACAUCAAGAUACUUUCAGCUAUCACUUACUGUUCGUGUCUGGGUAGUGACACAGUAAAGGGGAGCAGAAAGGCUGGUGUUUGCGAAGCAAGGGCUCAGAAUGGUAUUUGAAAGGGUCUGGGAUUGUUCACAAGCAAGAAGUGAGAUGGAGACUGUGGACAACAUAUACAGCAUCACAUGCUGUGCAAG
Molecule: messenger RNA, 745 nt
Organism: Orbicella faveolata
Lineage: Eukaryota; Metazoa; Cnidaria; Anthozoa; Scleractinia; Merulinidae
Product: protein SYS1 homolog
Biological process (GO): Golgi to plasma membrane protein transport; protein localization to Golgi apparatus; Golgi to endosome transport
Cellular component (GO): trans-Golgi network; Golgi membrane
Source: RefSeq, a predicted model, not a curated record